Messenger RNA from Erigeron canadensis, 387 nucleotides. RefSeq lists its product as uncharacterized. The record is from RefSeq and is a predicted model, not a curated record. Bases 1 to 387 code for a protein of 128 amino acids. The transcript has a single exon. Lineage: Eukaryota; Viridiplantae; Streptophyta; Magnoliopsida; Asterales; Asteraceae.
AUGGACCUAGUCGAGGCUGGUGAGUUGAGAUCUAUGCAAUUAAAUGAACUAGAUGAACUCAGGUUGUAUGCUUAUGAUAACUCCUUGUUGUACAAGGAACGAACUAAAGUGUGGCAUGACCGUAGGCUUAGAACGAAGGAUUUUAAAGUAGGAGAUAAGGUUUUGUUGUUCCUUUCUAAGUACAAGUUCAAGCAACCCAAGUUGACAUCUAGGUGGACCGGCCCCUUUGUGAUCAAACAUGUCUAUCCAUCUGGUUAUGUGGAAUUGUUUAAAUCGGAUGGCACUUCUUUUAUUGUCAAUGGUCACAGGUUAAAGUUUUACCAUGAGGAGGAAGAAAUUGUGGGAGUCGUCGUUGACGAGCUUCCCUUUUUCGACAUGAAGCAAUGA